GGUAAAAUUUCUCAAAUGGUUCAUUGGGUUCAUCUUGUUAUUCUUCUAUUGGUAUGUUUCUCAUUAAGAUGUGAAUCAUGGGGAUGGUUUUCAUCAUCAUCCGAGGAAAGUUACUCUAAUGAAAAUUCUUAUGACAACAAAGGAAAUUUUAGAGGCUCAAGUGCUGAAUUCUCAAUUGAGCCAUUCAUUGACCCAAAGGGAAUAAAACUAAUAGAAAAUGCUAAGAAUAAAAUGGUUCGUUCAAAUUCAUGUUGGCAAAAUGCUUAUGAACAUCUUUUUGCUGGUUGUAAAGAGAUUUUGGCUGUUGAUGACAAAAGGUCAAGAUUUGCUUGGCAUUUAAGUGAUUGUUUUCAAAGAGAUUCUGGAAGGGCGUCUUUUCCCCAUUGUGACUCAAAAACAUCAAUUGCUUCAUGCUUAAAAGAGUUGGAUGAUCUUGCUCAUAAUGUUUACCUUGAAUUCUACCUUGAAACCAACUCCAUUUGUUACCAAUUACAGACACAUGCAUUCAAACAUGAAACAGAGAGACUUGUGACUGAACUAAAAAAUUCUGCUCAAUAUGUUGAGGACAAAUUAGACAGCAUUGAAGAGAAAUCACAACAUCUAUUACAAGACUCAAAACAUAUAUCAGAUUCUCUUGAAACAGUUACUAGUCACACACAACUAGUAGCUCAAACAGUUAAGAAUGUAGAAGGUCACAUUGAUGUAGUAUUAAGACAUUCCCAAAGUGUUUAUGAGCAAACUACACAAAUUGCAGCAUCACAAUCACAGCUAAAAGAAGGACAAGAGGUCAUGAAGAGGAAUUUAGAGGAUGGUGUAGCAUUGCUCAAAGAAUCUUAUAACUAUUUGGGAAAAGAAAUUGAGAAGUUGAGAGAUGAGGCUAUUGAGAUUGAGAAUGAGGUUAUUAAAGUUGGAGAUGCUAUGUCAUCAAAGAUGAAUACUUUGCAAAGUAAAGCUGAAGAUAUUGGGAAUAUGGCUGGGAUUUCUUUGGAUAAACAACAACUACUUUUAGAUGGACAAUCCACAGCACUUAGAGGAUUGGAUUCAUUGAAUGAGGUUCAAUUCAAAGCACUAGAAGAAAGCAGGAAAAGUCUCCAAUAUUUUGUUGAAUAUGGACAGAGACAACAAGAGGAGAUUCGGCGACGAGAGGAAGAGAUGAAAGCACUUCACCUUCAAUUUGCUGAAUAUGGACAUCAACAACAAGAGGAGCUUCGGCGACGAGGGGAAGAGAUCCAAGUACUUCACCUUCGAUUUGCUGAAUAUGGAGAAAAACAACAAGAGGAGCUUCGGCGACGAGAGGAAGAGAUCAAAGCACUUCACCUUCGAUUUGCUGAAUAUGGAGAUAAACAACAAGAGGCGCUUCUGCGACGAGAGGAAGAGAUCCAAGGACUUCACCUUCGAUUUGCUGAAUAUGGAGAUAAACAACAAGAGGCGCUUCUGCGACGAGAGGAAGAGAUCCAAGGACUUCACCUUCGAUUUGCUGAAUAUGGAGAUAAACAACAAGAGGCGCUUCUGCGACGAGAGGAAGAGAUCGAAGCGCUUCACCUUCGAUUUGCUGAAUAUGGACAUAUACAUCAAGAGGCGCUUCUGCGACGAGAGGAAGAGAUCGAAGCGCUUCACCUUCGAUUUGCUGAAUAUGGACAUAAACAUCAAGAGGCGCUUCUGCGACGAGAGGAAGAGAUCGAAGGACUUCACCUUCAAUUUGCUGAAUAUGGACAUAAACAAGAAGAGGAGCGUCGGCGACGAGAGGAAGAGAUCAAAGCAUUUCACCUUCAAUUUGCUGAAUAUGGACAUAAACAACAAGAGGCGCUUCUGCGACGAGAGGAAGAGAUCGAAGCGCUUCACCUUCGAUUUGCUGAAUAUGGACAUAAACAAGAAGAGGAGCGUCGGCGACGAGAGGAAGAGAUCAAAGCAUUUCACCUUCAAUUUGCUGAAUAUGGACAUAAACAACAAGAGGCGCUUCUGCGACGAGAGGAAGAGAUCGAAGGACUUCACCUUCGAUUUGCUGAAUAUGGACAUAAACAUCAAGAGGCGCUUCUGCGACGAGAGGAAGAGAUCCAAGGACUUCACCUUCGAUUUGCUGAAUAUGGACAUAAACAAGAAGAGGAGCGUCGGCGACGAGAGGAAGAGAUCAAAGCACUUCACCUUCAAUUUGCUGAAUAUGGACAUAAACAACAAGAGGCGCUUCUGCGACGAGAGGAAGAGAUCGAAGGACUUCACCUUCGAUUUGCUGAAUAUGGACAUAAACAUCAAGAGGCGCUUCUGCGACGAGAGGAAGAGAUCCAAGGACUUCACCUUCGAUUUGCUGAAUAUGGACAAAAACAAGAAGAGGAGCGUCGGCGACGAGAGGAAGAGAUCAAAGCACUUCACCUUCAAUUUGCUGAAUAUGGACAUAAACAACAAGAGGAGCAUCGGCGACGAGAGGAAGAGAUCCAAGGACUUCACCUUCAAUUUGCUGAAUAUGGACAUAAACAACAAGAGGAGCUUCGGCGACGAGAGGAAGAGAUCCAAGGACUUCACCAUCGAUUAAUAGAAAAUUCAAAAACAAUAUUGACAGCUCAGGAAUCUUUUGAAGCAAAGCAAGCUACUAUGUUUGUUGCAUUGAAUAAACUUUUUACUUUGCAAAAUGCUAUGUUGCUUGAAUCAAGAGUCAUCAAAGCUUUCUUCAUUUAUGCCAUCGCAAUCUUUGUCAUCUUUAUGUUGACUAGCACAAAACAAACCUACAAUGUGAGGCCCUUUCUUUACAUAGAGCUUUGUGCUACUCUCUUUGUGGAAGUUUUCAUUAUUCGUUUAACUGGUGAUAACAUGGAGCAACAGACAUGGAUAAUAAACAAGGUCCGGUUAUUUUUUAUGGGAGUUGCUUCAGUUCAACUUUUGCAUGCAAUUUUCAAAUUCAGGGACUAUGAAAGGUUGAACCAUCAAAUGUUGCUAACACUAGUCAACAAGGUUAACAACCUGGAAAAGAUAAAUGAGUCAUCUUGGGACUUAGAAACUACUGAUUAUGAAGAUUGGUCUCAAUGGAUAGAUGCAGAUUUACCUGAUGAUGUGAAUUGCCUUGAUGAUCCUGAUUUUAUAAUUCCAGAAGAAGGUUCAGAGAAUUCAAUCACAACCACUUCAAUUACAAAAAAUUAUAAUCUACGCUUGCGCAAUCGACAUUAAUCUUUCCACUACCACAAAUAUUUAAGUCAUCUAUGUACAAUACUUACUCUAAUUGUUUUCGUUAAUUUAUUUUAUGGAUUAUAUAUGAAUUUCUCUUUGGAAAUUUUUGUAUAAUUAAUGCGGUUAAAUUUGAAUUAUUUCAAUGAGUUUUGCACCAAUA
Cicer arietinum (chickpea) is the source of this 3316-nucleotide messenger RNA. Its product is annotated as protein GAMETE EXPRESSED 1. NCBI's taxonomy places the organism in Eukaryota, Viridiplantae, Streptophyta, Magnoliopsida, Fabales, Fabaceae. The record is from RefSeq and is a predicted model, not a curated record.